Phasianus colchicus (ring-necked pheasant) is the source of this 1567-nucleotide messenger RNA. RefSeq names its product UEV and lactate/malate dehyrogenase domains (gene UEVLD). The record is from RefSeq and is a predicted model, not a curated record. Gene Ontology annotation, molecular function: L-lactate dehydrogenase (NAD+) activity. NCBI's taxonomy places the organism in Eukaryota, Metazoa, Chordata, Aves, Galliformes, Phasianidae. Gene Ontology annotation, biological process: protein modification process; pyruvate metabolic process; protein transport.
GGGCGGGGCGCGCUGGAGGCGCGGGGCCGCCUGGGAGGCCGCGGCCAUGGCGUUCUCGGCGGAGGCGCUGCGGAAGCAGCUGGGCAAGUACAAGUUCAGAGACCUGACCGUAGAGGAAGUGACGGCUGUCAGCAGGGCGCACCCGAACUUCUGCUUCUCCAUGAACACUUACACCUUCAAGGAUGGAUCUCAGAAAGACCUCCUGAAUUUCAGUGGCACUGUCCCGGUGAAAUAUGGUAAUUCCUAUAAUAUACCCAUUCGUCUGUGGAUUUUGGACUCUCAUCCCUUUGCUCCUCCCAUUUGCUUCCUGAAGCCGACUGCCAACAUGGGCAUUGCAGUGGGGAAGCAUGUGGAUGCUCACGGCAGGAUUUAUUUGCCCUAUCUGCAGAACUGGAGCCAUCCUAAAUCAACUAUCAUUGGAUUAAUCAAGGAGAUGAUUGCAAAAUUUGAGGAGGAGCUGCCUUUGUAUUCAUUGUCGUCUUCCGAUGCAGACAGGCAAUCAGAACUUCUCUCCUACAUCGCAAGGAUUACUGAAGGAGAGACUGACAUAAAAUCAAAGAGUAAAAUGGAUGGAAUCAGAAACGGAGGCUGCUUUAACAAAGUUACUGUGGUUGGAGCUGGCGAUCUCGGCAUUGCAUGUGUGCUGGCAAUUGUAGCAAAGGGUGUUGCUGACAAGGUGGUUCUUCUGGAUCUUUCUGAAGGUGCAGCAAAAGGAGGAACCAUGGAUCUGGAGAUCUUUGCUUUGCCAAACGUAGAGAUCAGCAAAGAUUUUUCAUCUUCAACUGAUUCAAAAGUUGUAGUGCUUACAGUUAACUCCCUGGGUAAUGCUCAGACGUACCUGGAUGUCAUACAGAGCAAUGUGGAUUUGUUCAGAGGAAUUAUCCCAGCAAUAUCGCACUACAGUCAGAACUCCAUGCUGCUUGUUGCUUCUCAGCCAGUUGAAAUAAUGACAUACGUGUCAUGGAAGCUGAGUGCAUUUCCCAAAAGCAGAGUUAUUGGAGUAGGUGGCAAUCUGGAUACUGAGAGAUUUCAGUACAUACUCACAAAGCUUUUGCAAGCAGAGACGCUGGGAAAGGAUGCUUGGAUUGUUGGUGAACAAGGGGAAGACAAAGUACCAUCGUGGACCAGCUCUAAGUCGGUUACAAAUGAAACAGAAACAAUGGCUGCUCGUAACUCCAGGGAAAAGGUGGCUAACAGAGCUGUGGAAGUUCUCAAGGGAAAAGGUCAGAGAUCCUGGUCUGUUGGGCUCUCAGUUGCUGAUUUAACUGACAGUAUCCUGAAAGAUAAAAGGAAGGUUCAUUCUGUAUCCACUCUGGCAAAGGGAUUUUGCAAUAUAAAUAGUGAAGUAUUCUUAAGCCUUCCGUGUAUUCUUGGAACCAGUGGAGUGAUUGAAACGGUCGUGCUAGAAGAAGAUCAGCUGGUGCAAGAGAAACUGCAAAGCAGUGCAGGAUCAAUUCAUGACCUUCAGCAGCAGCUGAAACUUAUAAGUACAGAGACCUAACUAUACAGGAGACAAACAGCGUCAUUUCUCAGUACAAGGACCUCAAACCUGUUAUGGAUUCAUAUG